Messenger RNA from Lonchura striata (white-rumped munia), 2937 nucleotides. The record is from RefSeq and is a predicted model, not a curated record. NCBI's taxonomy places the organism in Eukaryota, Metazoa, Chordata, Aves, Passeriformes, Estrildidae.
AUGCUGGCGGCACCGGCGCUGGGAGCAGAUCACCCUUCCUGGUCGCCCUGGUCCCCGUGGAGCCCCUGCUCGCGCAGCGCCUGCGGCGCCCGCGGCACCCAGAGCCGCUCCCGGCGCUGCCGCGGCGCCCCCGGCCCGGCCGCGCCCCCGGAGCCCCGGUGCCAGGGCGAGGCCACCGAGCGCCGGCCCUGCGGCGCCGGGCCCUGCCCAGGGGCCCCCGGUUCCCGCGGCGAUGUCCCCGCAGAGCCCGGCUGGACGGAGUGGGGCGCCUGGGGUCCGUGCUCCCGCAGCUGCGGCCGCUCGGGGAAGCGCGUCCGGCGCCGGAGCUGCCGGGGCGCCGGGAGCCGCCCGUGCCCCGGCCGUGCCAGCGAGGCGCAGAGAUGUCCCGGCCCGCCGUGGUACCACAACGGGACGCUGCUGCAGGGGAGCGCUGAGCGCAGCCGCGGCCGCCUGGCGCUGCGGGGGCUGGCACCGGAGCAGGCUGGCACCUACCACUGCAAGGCCAGCUCCGAGGCGGGCGCCAUCCGCUCGGCGCCCGCACAGCUCACCGUGCUGGCCCAGGGCCAGCAGAGCUGCCGGCCGGAGCCGGAGCCCAGCCUGGUGGAGCUGCCCAGCGAGUGCCCGCAGGACGCCAGCGGCUCCCGCUACUACAACGUGGGGCGCUGCCCGGGCUCGCCGUGCCCCGGCGGCCCCGCGGAGGCCUCGGGGUGCGGCGGCGGGCCGGGGCGCUGCUGCGGGGUGCGCAGGAUGGAGCUGCGGCGGGUGCCGUGCGCCGGCGCCGCGCUGCCGCUCAAGGUGGUGGCCGAGUGCGGCUGCGGGCCCUGCGCCCGGCCCCGCGCGCUGGUGCAGGGCCGGGUGACGGCGGCCGACACCGGGGAGCCGCUGCGCUUCGGCCACAUCUUCCUGGGGGCCACGAAGGUGGGCUUCACCGGCUACCGGGGCUCCUUCACCAUCGAGGUGCCGCCCGGCACGCGGCGCCUGGUGGCUCGCUUCGUGGACGGCCGGCAGCGCUUGGUGGACGCCGUCAAGGUGCUGCCCUUCGACCGGCGCGGAGGAGCCGUGUACCACGAGGUGAAGAUGCUGCGCAAGAAGGAGCCGGUGGAGCUGGACGGCGGCCGGAGCAACGCCAUCCCGCUGGGGGAGGCCGGCGGCCGCGAGCCCGUCGGGGAGCUGCUGCUGCCGGCCGGGGCCUUCCUGCGGCCGUCCGGGGAGGUCUUCAACGGCACGGUCAAGGCCAGCGUCACCUUCGUGGACCCCCGGGACGUGGCCACGGCCGGCGCCGCCUCCAGCGACCUGAGCUUCGCCGACGCCGAGGGGGAGAUCGUCCCCCUGCGCACCUACGGCAUGUUCGCCGUGGAUUUCCGCGAAGGCGACGGCGGCGCGGCGCUGCAGGCGGGGCCGGUGCAGGUGAGGAUGGACGCGGCGCAGGUGCGGGUGCCCGAGCACCUGCAGAAGAUGAAGCUGUGGUCCCUGAACCCCGAGAGCGGCCUGUGGGAGGAGGAGGGGGUGCUGCGGCCGGCCGGGGGCGGCCGGGGCAAGAGGGAGGAGAGGACCUUCCUGGUGGGCAACCUGGAGAUCCGCGAGCGGCGCCUCUUCAACCUGGACGUGCCCGAGGACCGCCGCUGCUUCGUCAAGGUCAGGGCCUACAGCAACGAGAAGUUCCACCCCUACGAGCAGCUGGAGGGGGUGGUGGUCAGCCUCAUCAACCUGGAGCCGCGGCCCGGCUUCCCCAGCAACCCGCGGGCCUGGGGCCGCUUCGACAGCGCGGUCACGGGCCCCAACGGCGCCUGCCUGCCCGCCUUCUGCGACGCGCGGCGCCCCGACGCCUACGCGGCCCUGCUCACGGCCACGCUGGGCGGCGAGGAGCUGGAAGCCGUGCCCUCCAGCCCCACGCUCGACCCCGGCGCCGUGGGGGUGGCGCAGCCCUACCUGGCCAAGCUGGGCUACCGGCGCUCGGACCACGAGGACGCGGCGCUGAAGAAGACGGCGUUCCAGAUCAACGUGGCCAAGCCCGACCCCGGCGACGCGGACGAGAGCAACGGCCCCGUCUACUCCUACCGGAGCCUGCGGCGGUGCGAGGAGGCGCCGGUGGGCGCCAACCACCUGCGCUUCUACCGCGUGGAGGUGGACAAGUACGAGUACAACGUGGUGCCCUUCAGCGAGAGCGACGUCGCCUCGUGGACCGGCGACUACCUGGCGUGGUGGCCCAACCCGCAGGAGUUCCGGGCGUGCUUCAUCAAGGUGCGGCUGGAGGGGCCGCGGGAGUACAUGGUGAGGUCGCGGAACGCCGGGGGCAGCCACCCCCGCACCCGGGGCCAGCUCUACGGGCUGCGGGACAGCCGGAGCGUGCGGGACCCGCUGCUGGACAACGCCUCGGCGGCCUGCGUGGAGUUCAAGUGCGGCGGGAUGCUCUUCGACCAGAGCCUGGCCGACAGGACCCUGGUGUCCGUCGCGCCGCAGGGCAGCUGCCGCCGCACGGCCGUCAACGCGCUGCUGCGGGACUACCUGAGCCGCCACCCGCCGCUGGCCGACAACAACCACACCGGCGCCUUCUCCAUGCUGGCCCCGCUGGACCCGCUGGGCCACAACUACGGCAUCUACACCGUGACGGACCAGAGCCCGCGGCUGGCCAAGGAGAUCGCCAUCGGCCGCUGCUUCGCGGGCACCUCGGACGGCUUCUCCAGGGAGAUGCGGGCGGGCGAGGGCACGGCCGUCACCUUCGAGUGCCAGGAGCGGCCGCCGGGCGGGGAGAGCCUCUUCCAGCGCCUGCUGAGCGCCCCGGCCGAGGCGCUGGCCGACAUCCGCAGGGAGAUGGGGCGCUCCGAGCUGCGCCGCGCUCCCCCCGAGGUGAUGGACUUCGCCUCCGGAGCCCCCGGGCCCACCCGCCGGGCCCCCGGCGGCCAGCGGAGCCCGGCCCGGCCGCGGGGACGGCCCUGA